This is a messenger RNA of Brachypodium distachyon (stiff brome), 1672 nucleotides long. RefSeq names its product protein trichome birefringence-like 26. Gene Ontology annotation, molecular function: O-acetyltransferase activity. Gene Ontology annotation, cellular component: Golgi apparatus. NCBI's taxonomy places the organism in Eukaryota, Viridiplantae, Streptophyta, Magnoliopsida, Poales, Poaceae. The transcript is spliced from 3 exons. The record is from RefSeq and is a predicted model, not a curated record. The coding region runs from base 69 to 1457 and encodes 462 amino acids.
CGCCGACUGAGCCACCGCAACACAAUGCUACCCCCACUGGAGCUGUGGCACGGGCGACACGUACAGUGAUGUCGGUGUCGCCGUCCCACGACCAUCCACGAGAUAUCGGGAGUUGUCGCCUUCACCCUCUCUCGGCACCACGCGACGCUGCUCGCACGCCCACCGGAUCUCGAGCUGCGCUGGAUCCUACCACCCCCAUGGGCUCGGGUUCGAGCUGGUCGCAAUGGCAGUGGCCUUUCUCUGCAGGACACUGCAAGGGCGGCGGAGGGGGAUGGGGACUGGGAGGGCCCCUGGUGGCGAAGGCCAUCGGGUGGAUCCUCUUCGUCGGCGUCUCCUUCCGUGUGCUCUGCUCCUUCUCCCCCUCCUCAUCGUCCCUGUCGCCGAAGAUUAAGGAAGGAAAAUGCAACCUCUUCAAUGGGGAAUGGAUACCAAAUCCCUCUGGCCCAGCCUAUACGAAUGCAAGCUGUCGAUUUAUUGAUGAUCACCAGAACUGCAUGAUGAAUGGUAGACCAGACAUCGGAUAUCUUCACUGGAGGUGGAAACCUUAUGAAUGUGGUUUGCCACCAUUUGAUGAAGUGAGAUUUCUAGGUGCUAUGAGGAACAAAGCAUGGGGCCUAAUUGGUGACUCCAUUCUUCGUAACCAAGUGCAGUCAUUGAUUUGCCUUCUGUCUAAGGCUGACGAACCUGUGGAGGUCUACCACGAUAAGGAAUUCAAAAAUAGGAGAUGGCACUUCCAAUCAUACAAUUUCACUGUGUCUAUCCUUUGGGCUCCCUUCCUUGUCAAAUCGGAGCUUUUUGAAAAUGAGAACGGCGACACCACCUCUGAAAUCCAGCUUCACAUUGACAUGCUUGACCCAAUGUGGACAAGUCAGUAUGAGAGCUUUGACUAUGUUGUCAUUGCUGGUGGACAGUGGUUUCUUAAGACUGCGGUGUACUGGGAGAAGGGCACGGUGAUAGGCUGUCAUCAUUGUCAGGACAAGAACCUAACCGAACUUGGCUUCGAGCACCUGUAUCGCAGGACUUUCCAGGAGCUUUUCAGGUUCAUCUCCUUGGCAGACCACAAGCCAGUUGUUCUCUUCAGGACUUGGGCACCUGAUCACUUCGAGAACGGUGAAUGGUCCAGUGGUGGAACUUGUAAAAGGGUGUUGCCUUACAAGAAUGGAGAGUACAGUGGGAAAGGCAUGGAACAUGUCAUGAGGGCGAUUGAACUUGAAGAGUUCAACAAGGCCAUAGCGGCGGCAAAUAGUUCAGGGGAUGUGGUGAGAUUGAAGCUAUUGGAUACUUAUAGCCUUUCGUCCAUGAGACCUGACGGCCAUGUUGGGCCUUACAGGAUGCCCUAUCCAUUUGCAGAGGGCAACGAGGAUGCCGCGUCAGUUCAGAACGAUUGCCUGCAUUGGUGUGUGCCAGGCCCCAUCGAUGCCUGGAACGAUCUGAUUAUGAAGAUGGUACUGAACUGAUGAAACCUCUAUAUGUGUAUUAUGAUGUUGUCUCCAUGCUGAGCGAGUUGCAGGGCUGGUAGUGAAGUUUGCCAAUAUCGAUUCAGGGUUUAGUUUUUAGUUUAGCUGGAAUUGAAAACAGUUUUGGCUACAUUGUGGAGGUGUAUACACCCUGACGUGCUCUCCUGCUGGUCGUGGUCUCUCGUUUCAAAUUACGAAACUUUGCUUUAUUCUCU